CUCAGUCUGGUAGCUCUCAACACUUUGUGUGUUGCUAUAGUACAUUACAACCAGCCAGAUUGGCUAUCUGACUUCCUCUACUAUGCAGAAUUCAUUUUCUUAGGGCUCUUUAUGUCCGAAAUGUUUAUAAAAAUGUAUGGGCUUGGAACGCGGCCUUACUUUCAUUCAUCUUUCAACUGCUUUGAUUGUGCUGUUAUCAUUGGGAGCAUCUUUGAGGUCAUUUGGGCUGCAAUAAAGCCUGGCACCUCCUUUGGAAUAAGCGUCUUACGAGCUCUCAGGUUACUGCGCAUUUUCAAAGUCACAAAGUACUGGGCUUCUCUACGAAACCUAGUUGUAUCUCUGCUGAACUCCAUGAAGUCCAUCAUCAGUCUCCUUUUCCUCCUUUUCCUCUUCAUAGUCGUUUUUGCCCUUUUGGGAAUGCAACUCUUUGGGGGCCAGUUCAAUUUUGAUGAUGGAACCCCGCCAACCAACUUUGACACUUUCCCAGCAGCAAUAAUGACGGUAUUUCAGAUCCUGACUGGUGAAGACUGGAAUGAAGUGAUGUAUCAUGGUAUCCAAUCUCAGGGCGGUGUUGAUAAAGGAAUGAUGUUUUCAAUCUAUUUCAUAGUCCUGACUUUGUUUGGUAACUACACUUUGCUCAAUGUGUUCUUGGCUAUUGCUGUGGAUAAUCUGGCCAAUGCUCAAGAGCUCACUAAGGAUGAACAAGAAGAAGAAGAAGCAGCUAACCAGAAACUUGCCCUCCAGAAGGCGAAGGAAGUAGCAGAAGUGAGCCCUCUUUCUGCAGCCAACAUGUCAAUUGCAGUGAAAGAACAGCAAAAGAAUCAAAAAGGCUCCAGAUCAGUUUGGGAACAGCGGACAAGUGAAAUGCGGAAACAGAAUUUGAUGGCAAGUAGAGAGGCACUAUACAAUGAGUUGGACCCUGAGGAUCAUUGGAAGGUUACAUAUGCCCGGCAAAUGCGUCCAGACAUGAAAACUCACUUAGAUAGACCACUGGUGGUAGAUCCUCAAGAGAAUCGAAACAACAACACCAACAAGACACGUCCCAGUGAGCCACCCUUGGAUCCCCACUUUGGGCAGCAACGGCCUGUAGAAUUCCUACGAAAACCACCCCGUUACCAUGCGCAUUCGCGGGAACCCCACUUGUAUGAGCGUCCUCACUCAGGAAGCUUGGAGCCUCGACACCCAAGGAGCAAUAGCAAGGAAAUCAACUUUAACCAAGAAAGCGGGUGUCAUGAGAUUGAUUAUCCCAGCAAGGAACCUAGUGCCAUGCCAGAGCAUGGUUAUCAUGGUGACUGUGACUCAGAGCGCAUCAAAAACUUGGAUCCCCACCGCUGGCACCAAGGCAGCAAAGAAAGUCAGAGUGGAUCACCUCGUACGGCAGAUGGUGAACGGGAGCACCGGCGACAUCGAGUACACCGCCGAACACCAGAUGAAGGAAGUGGUGAACAGAGUAGCAGAAGUGAGCGUCGCUCUCGGCAUCGUGAGGGGAGCAGGCCUGUACGGACUGACAUGGAUGGGGAACAGCCUGAUGGAGAAAGGCGCCGACGGCACCGGCAUGCUGGACAGUCCACUUAUGAAGUUGAUGGCAAGGAACGCCGACAUCGGCGCAGGAAAGAGAACCAAGGCUCUGGUCUUCCAUCUGGACCAAACCUAUCCACCACAAGGCCAAUUCAGCAAGAUAUGGGGCGUUUAGAACCUCCAGUAUCUGAGGAUAUUGACAACAUGAAGAAUAAUAAAUUAGCGACCAAUGAAACCUCAAAUCCACAUCUCAUCAGUCAUUCUCAGAAUGAUCCUACCAAAGGAGGAAACCACUCAAACUCCACACCGCGCUGCACAUCCCAAAAUCCACCUAUUCCUUUGGACCAACCAUUUCUCAACUCUCAGAAUUCUACCAGUCGCCAAACCCCCAGUAACCCUGCCAAUCCAGCCAGUCCUGGAGCUCCUAAAAAUCCAGAGAACAGCCUUAUUGUCACUAACCCCACAACCCAAAACAAUCCACCCAAAACUGCCAAGAAACCAGAAUACACAGCAGUGGAAAUCCCAUCUGCCUUCCCACCUCCAAUCAACAAUGCUAUAAUGCAAGUCAAUAAGAAUGCCAAUCCAGAGCCUCUGCCAAAGAAAGAGGAAGAGAAAAAAGAGGAAGAUUAUGAUGAUGGAGGGGAAGAUGGACCCAAGCCUAUGCCACCAUACAGUUCUAUGUUCAUCCUCUCAACCACUAAUCCUUUUCGGCGCCUCUGUCAUUACAUUGUCAAUCUGCGCUACUUUGAGAUCUGCAUUCUGAUGGUGAUUGCCAUGAGCAGCAUUGCAUUGGCUGCUGAAGACCCUGUACAGCCAAGUGCUCCCCGUAACAAUAUGAUUGACUUAGGACUGAUCCUUCAUCGGGGCUCUUAUUUUCGGGACCUGUGGAACAUCUUGGAUUUCAUUGUGGUCAGUGGAGCAUUGGUGGCAUUUGCCUUCACAGGCAGUAAAGGGAAAGACAUCAAUACCAUUAAAUCCUUGCGUGUCCUUCGUGUCCUCAGACCCCUCAAAACUAUCAAGCGGUUGCCAAAGCUCAAGGCUGUCUUUGACUGUGUGGUGAACUCACUCAAAAAUGUCCUCAAUAUUCUCAUUGUAUACAUGCUCUUCAUGUUCAUCUUUGCUGUGGUCGCUGUCCAGCUGUUUAAGGGCAGGUUCUUCUACUGCACUGAUGAAUCCAAGGAAUUUGAAAAGGACUGCAGAGGGGAGUAUUUAGUCUAUGAGAAGAACAAUGAAGUGAAGGCUGAGAGACGAGAGUGGAAGAAAUAUGAUUUCCAUUAUGACAAUGUGCUAUGGGCACUGCUUACUCUUUUCACUGUGUCUACGGGAGAAGGCUGGCCAGAUGUUCUUAAACAUUCAGUGGAUGCUACAUAUGAGAAUCGGGGGCCCAGCCCUGGUUAUCGCAUGGAAAUGUCCAUCUUCUAUGUGGUUUACUUUGUGGUCUUCCCAUUUUUUUUUGUCAACAUUUUUGUGGCCUUAAUCAUCAUCACCUUCCAAGAGCAAGGGGACAAGAUGAUGGAGGAAUACAGCUUGGAGAAGAAUGAGCGAGCCUGCAUUGAUUUUGCUAUCAGCGCCAAGCCACUAACCCGACACAUGCCUCAGAACAAGCAGAGCUUUCAGUACCGUAUGUGGCAGUUUGUGGUUUCACCUCCCUUUGAAUACACCAUUAUGGCCAUGAUUGCCCUAAACACCAUUGUCUUAAUGAUGAAAUUCUACAAUGCAACAAAUCUUUACGAUAAUUUACUAAGGAUGUUCAACAUUGUCUUCACUGCCCUGUUCUCCUUGGAAUGUAUUCUGAAAAUCAUUGCCUUUGGAUUGUUGAAUUAUUUCCGUGAUGCCUGGAAUAUCUUUGAUUUUGUCACAGUUCUGGGUAGCAUCACAGACAUCUUAGUGACAGAGUUUGGGAACAACUUCAUCAACCUGAGUUUCCUUAGGCUGUUCCGAGCUGCUCGUCUCAUUAAGCUGCUCCGACAGGGCUAUACCAUCCGCAUCCUGCUCUGGACCUUUGUCCAAUCUUUUAAGGCCCUUCCAUAUGUGUGUUUGCUGAUUGCAAUGCUGUUUUUUAUCUACGCCAUUAUUGGAAUGCAGGUCUUUGGUAAUAUUAGCAUUAAACAUGACGAGGAUAUGUCUGAGGAUGACAUGCCUGCCAUCACUGAGCACAAUAAUUUUCGCACAUUCUUUCAAGCUUUGAUGCUUCUUUUUAGAAGUGCCACAGGUGAGGCUUGGCAUGAGAUCAUGCUCUCUUGUCUAAGUGGAAAACUCUGUGAUGAAAAAGCAGAUCUCAAAGGAUAUCAGUGUGGCAAUGAGUUUGCAUACUUCUAUUUUGUUUCCUUCAUUUUCCUAUGUUCUUUCCUGAUGUUGAACCUUUUCGUGGCUGUCAUCAUGGACAAUUUUGAAUAUCUGACCCGUGAUUCCUCCAUUUUGGGGCCCCACCACCUGGAUGAGUAUGUUCGUGUGUGGGCUGAGUAUGACCCUGCUGCCUGGGGCCGGAUGACUUUCAUGGACAUGUAUGAGAUGCUGAGACAUAUGUCUCCACCCCUGGGGUUAGGGAAGAAAUGCCCAGCCCGUGUUGCUUAUAAGAGAUUACUUCGUAUGGACUUACCUGUGGCAGACGACAACACGGUCCAUUUCAAUUCUACCCUUAUGGCAUUGAUCAGGACUGCCCUUGACAUCAAGAUUGCCAAAGGGGGGGCUGACAAACAGCAGAUGGAUGCUGAGUUGAGAAAAGAGAUGAUGGCAAUCUGGCCCAACCUAUCCCAGAAAACUCUAGAUCUUCUGGUCACCCCUCAUAAAUCUACUGACUUGACAGUGGGGAAAAUCUAUGCAGCCAUGAUGAUCAUGGAAUAUUACCGCCAGAGUAAGGCUAAGAAGCUGCAGGCCAUGCGGGAGGAGCAGAAUCGGACACCACUUAUGUUCCAGCGCAUGGAACCACCUUCUCCAUCCCAAGAAGGUGGCCAAGGACAGAAUGCCCUUCCUUCCUCUCAACUGGAUCAAGGAGGUGGAAUGUGUAUACAGGAAGGAGGAAUGAAGGAAAGUGAGUCAUGGGUCACACAAAGAGCACAGGAGAUGUUCCAAAAGACAGGAACCUGGAGCCCAGAGCGGGGGCGCUUAGAGGAAAUGCCAAAUAGUCGGACCAAUUCUCAGUCUGUAGAGAUGCGGGAGAUGGCAAAAGAUGGCUACUCAGAUAGUGACCAGUAUUUACCCAUGGAGGGUCAUGGACGGGCUGCCUCCAUGCCACGAUUGCCUGCUGAAAACCAGACCAUUGCCGAUACAAGUCCCAUGAAACGCUCUGCCUCCAUGUUGGGCCACUCACGCUCCAAAGGCACACGCUUGGAUGAUUAUUCUCUGGAAAGAGUAAUCCCAGAGGACAGCCAGCGACAUCACCGCCGACGGGAGCGGACCCACCGUACAUCAGAACGUUCACUGAGUCGAUACACAGAUGUGGACACAGGUCUGGGUACAGACUUCAGUCUGACUACACAGUCAGCUGACCUACCUCCCAAAGAAAGAGACCAAGAGCGAGGCAGGCCUAAGGAUCGGAAGCACCACCACCAUCACCACCACCAUCAUCACCAUCACACAUCUUCUGACAAGGAGCGGUAUUCACAAGAGAGGCAUGAAUAUAGCCGGCCUCGAUCCAGAGAUCGACGCUGGUCCCGUUCACCCAGUGAAGGCCGAGAACAUGUGCCUCAUAGGCAGGGCAGUAGUUCCGUAAGUGGGAGUCCAGUCCUCUCAACGUCUGGUACCAGCACCCCGAGGCGAGGACGCCGCCAGCUCCCACAGACCCCUUCUACACCCCGGCCACAUAUCUCCUACUCCCCCGUGGUCCGUAAGACCAUCAACACGGGGGCCCAGCAGCAACCGCCGUCUGUGCACCCCAGCCGAAUAGCCAGCCCGGCCCCUCGGCGCUACCCCUCGCUGCCUGCUGAGCACCACGUCUCCGAGCGGCGCAGCAGGUCUCCGGCUAUGGAGCGACACACUGUCCCGCCGCGAAAUGAUUCGCCUCGCGGCUACCGCCACGCCAGUAGCCGGUGGUCAGCCCCACAGGUCUCUGAGCCCUCGCCGGGGCCUCGCCACGGCAGCGGCUACCACCGUAGUCGGGACUACGGCAGCCCCGCCGGCGGGGAACCCUUCCCCUACGAGGCCGCGCAGCAGCAGCAGCAGCAGCAGCAGGGGAGCGGCUCAGGACGCUCGCCCAGAACUUCCCGGGUGGGCGGCGGCUCGUCCUCUCUCUCCCCCUACAGGCACGGGCGGCGGCUCCCCAACGGAUACUACCACUCACACGGACCAGCCAAGUCGCGCGGGACAGGGCCACGCAAAGGACUGCACGAACCUUAUAGCGAAACUGACGAGGACGACUGCUGCUAACCUACCAGUGGCUUCACCUUACACGUGCGCGCACGCGCCACACACGCACUCCACACACGUACCCAGAAGGGAGGAGAUCCCCAGCUUGGGGGGAAGGCGAGGGGAAGAAUGAAAAGCAAACGAACUGCCAGCUGAUUGCGGAAGGUGUCGCGGAGGAGAACCCUGCAGUUGUGGGAAGAAACUUUUUAUCUUUUGUUCGGGGAAUCUGGGGUCGGGAGGGAGCAAGGGGUUGGGGGGAGGCUAGGGACGCGAGGGUCUGGGAGAUCAGAGCAUGCU
Molecule: messenger RNA, 6159 nt
Organism: Python bivittatus (Burmese python)
Lineage: Eukaryota; Metazoa; Chordata; Lepidosauria; Squamata; Pythonidae
Source: RefSeq, a predicted model, not a curated record